Molecule: messenger RNA, 1701 nt
Organism: Akanthomyces muscarius
Lineage: Eukaryota; Fungi; Ascomycota; Sordariomycetes; Hypocreales; Cordycipitaceae
Exons: 8
Coding region: 1-1701 (566 amino acids)
Biological process (GO): DNA-templated transcription
Molecular function (GO): DNA binding; zinc ion binding
Source: RefSeq, a predicted model, not a curated record
AUGCCUUUCCCACCCGCACGCCCAUCAAAGCGAUACCGCCCGCACGUGCCUUUGGACAGACGCAAGAGGGCUGUACAAUGUCAAAAUUGCACUCUUGCCGGCCAGACUUGCACUUUUAAACCGCUUCCCAAACCGCGCGAGGGCGGUCCUUCGCGGGAUUCGCCAAAAGGCAACACCCCGGAUUGGGAGACAGUCGCGAUGAACGUCUCUCGGAGCUUCCACGAAAGAUUUCCUAGGAACAACGUAGAUGCCAAGCAAUUCUCAGUCAUCUCACAGCUCUUUCAGGAGGCUGUCCAUAAAAGCCAGCACGGGUUCGUGGCUGAGGACAGGAAUUAUGGCGGGGAGUCAUCCACUUCUUUCCGCCAGGUCUCUGUACCUGUGGUCAACAACGAGCCUCAGACCACUGGCUCAUCAGCUAUCGCAGCAAUUGAGAACACACCUUCGGCAUCCCACGCCAGCUUUCUGGAGGCGAUUUCCGAUACAAUCUCGCCGGUCAACGUCAGGCGCCACGAUAAUCAUCCCCAAUUAGACAGCCUCGCCACGGAGGAGACCGCAUUAAUGCUAGACACGGUUCUCGGCCACCUUCCGCCUUACGAGGAUGCCCAGGUUCUUGUCGACGCGUUCUUCACAUUUGUCGAGUCCAACUGGUACUAUUUUGAUGAGCAGUGGUUCCGGGACCUUCUCAUGGAGGUUUAUCGGAGCAGAGCUGCUGCGUCGCAGCCGAAGCAAUGCACCAUCAUAUGUCUUGUUUUCCUCGUGCUAGCUCUUGGGAGCUCUUUUAAGCACCUUUCCAAACCGGCCAGGUUGCUCGUUACCGAUCGCGAAAUUCCAGGCAGUGUCUCCUUCGCGCAAGCGAUGAAACUGAUCCAGCAGGUAAUCGCUGCGAACACCGUUGAAAGUACGAUGUGCUGUCUUUUGAUAUCAUUGUAUCUUCUUGCAACCGAGGAAAUCUCUCACCAUCACAUAUACCUGGGACUGGCCUUGAAUCUAGCAGUUGGCCAAUCGCUGCAUCGUGAGGGGAUACGCAACGACGAAUCGCCUAGAGAGCGCGAGAUGAAAGUCCGACUGUUCUGGACCAUCUAUAGUAUUGAACGUCAGACUUCUUAUAUAAUGGGGCUGCCAACGAUACUGCGACUCGACGACAUCACCGUCUCCUUGCCGCAAAAGAGACAAGAUCUCGAUAAAGACGGUUUACACCGUGUAGAUCGACUUGUCGCAUACACUAAGUUGACCAUAGUGCUGGACGAGAUUACCGCUGCUGGCCCCAUUGAACAAAGCUCUUCGACAUAUAACUGGGCUUGCUCCAAGCUAGAAACAUCGAGGCAGUCGAUUCCAGCCUAUUUGCUCACAGCCCAGGAGUCAUCAUUUAGACCAAACGCGCAUCUCAACAUCUUGUAUAACAUGAUUUGGGUGACUAUUGGCCGCGGAGCAUUGUUGCGUCUCGAGCCAUCACUUGUGCCGCCCCUUGGUCCGCACUUCUCACAUGACAGUACGCUUGGAGUUGACCAGGACACUUUGUCCGGUGUGCCUCUGAAUGACAGUAUCGGCAAUAACGCCACCUCCGACGUUACGCCACCUGAUUUAAGUCUAUUCACGGAUCUGGAGCCAUUUUUUCUUGAACAUUCUGAUCAAGAUCUCAACUUGUUCGGAUUUGACGGCUUUGGAUCCACGUUUGACCUAGACAGUUUAAUGCAAAACUGA